Molecule: messenger RNA, 727 nt
Organism: Soboliphyme baturini
Lineage: Eukaryota; Metazoa; Nematoda; Enoplea; Dioctophymatida; Soboliphymatidae
Source: the annotation of a GenBank genome assembly
GAAGUGACACCUACUAAAGAAGACGAGGCAAGGGAGUAUUGUUUGUAUGUCUGAUCGAUUACGGUUUUCGCUUUAGGACGUGCGUUGUCGUGAGGCAGAGUUGGCUCUGGAAAAAGAGAAUAACUUGAAGAAGGACGAGGCUAUUCAGGUGACACUGGGCAAAACCGACGGUAGAGACAGCGACAGUGGUCUCAUCUCGGAGGAGGAGACGAGUGGCAGUGGACUACGCGAAGGAGGCUUGCAGUCUGUUUCAGAGAAUUCGGCAACGGCUUAUGGAGACAUGAAAGACUUCAAGGCGAAGUUUAUUAAGUUCAAUAUUUGUAAUGGAAAGUUGUUCCAAAGGCUAAAAUCUUCUGCUCAGCUUCUUGAGGUUGUCGCGAUGAAGCUAGCGGAUAGUGAAGCGGCCCAAAAUAUGGUACAGAAUCUAUCGGUACUGCGUGAUGACCUGUCGAAGACACUUAAUUGCACAACUGAAAUUAUCUCUGAAAUCAGCGAGUCGAUGAUGGUUGAUGAAGACGCUAUGGGCAAGAACAUGCUCAAUAAGGUUGCAAAGACACUCGCUGCGAAAUCAUUGGACGUUGGAGACUGUGCCUCUCAAAGCUUGAAGGAUAAUUUGCAAAGAAUGAAGCUCAAACUAGAAGUCAAAGAAGCAACAUUAAAGGAAAAGGAGAAGUUUGAUCACUGGCUGCUGUUACGCAUUUUUUACUCUCGCCAUAUUUCGUUUUAG